Molecule: messenger RNA, 6151 nt
Organism: Mugil cephalus (flathead mullet)
Lineage: Eukaryota; Metazoa; Chordata; Actinopteri; Mugiliformes; Mugilidae
Gene: gpr139
Product: G protein-coupled receptor 139
Exons: 2
Coding region: 391-1515 (374 amino acids)
Biological process (GO): G protein-coupled receptor signaling pathway
Cellular component (GO): membrane
Molecular function (GO): G protein-coupled receptor activity
Source: RefSeq, a predicted model, not a curated record
CGCUCAGGCUGCAUCCUCCCCUUUCCCACUUCUACCUUCACGCUCACCUCUUCACGCCUCACUCUCAGCCUCCUCUCACCGCCUUCCUCUUCCCGUCACCCACUAACACAUUUCAUCUCUCGCAUCUCCCCACCCCGUCUGUCCUCCCCCUCCCCACCUCUCCUGCCAUCUCUUCCCAUUCUUCCUUCUCCCACCCCCCCUUCUCCAAACCGGCUUAUCCCACACUCAACCUUUGCUGUCUUGCAGCAAACGCAUGGGCACUCACACUCAUGCUGAUUGGCACCCAAGGACAGAGCACCCUCUCUCCCAAACCGGCAGCCAGACGGCUUGAUCGCGUGGUCCGGCUUCUUGACACUGAGCUCAGCUGAGGAAGAGGAUACGGAAGAGGCCAUGGAGCACAGCCACAUCUUCCCCGUUUUCCCCCCGAACGGGAGCGCCUGGAGCGAGGGGCUGAAUCCCGCCGAGGUCGCCCGGGGGUGCCCCCUCGGACCGCUGCCCGUCAUCUACUACAGCGUCCUGCUCUGCCUCGGCCUGCCGGCUAACAUCCUGACUGUGGUUAUCCUGUCCCAGCUGGUGCUGCGUCGUCAGAAGUCCUCCUACAACUAUCUCCUGGCUCUGGCAGCCGCCGACAUCCUGGUCCUGCUCCUCAUCGUUUUCGUCGACUUCAUACUGGAGGAUUUCAUUUUGGCCACGCCGCUGCCGCCGUCGCUGAACAGCGCCGUGCAGGUCCUGGAGUUCUCCUCCAUCCACACCUCCAUCUGGAUCACCGUGCCGCUCACCGUCGACCGCUACAUCGCCGUCUGCCACCCUCUCCGCUACCACACCGUCUCCUACCCGGCCCGCACGCGCAGGGUGAUACUCGCCGUGUACGUCGGGUGCUUGCUCUCGGCGGCCCCGUAUUACUGGUGGCCCGAGCUGUGGCACAGUCUCCCCGGGAUGGGCGGCGGGGGAGGGGAGAACGACCGGCGAACGGCGGCCCAGCACAUCCUGGUGUGGGCCCACUGCGCCACCGUCUACCUCCUCCCCUGCACCGUCUUCUUCUCCCUCAACGCCGUCAUCGUGCGCAAGCUGCGCCGGCGCCGCAGCUGCUUCCGCCUGCGCGGCUACUCCACCGGCAAGACCACGGCCAUCCUCCUCGCCAUCACCUCCGUCUUCGCCGUCCUGUGGGCGCCGCGCACCCUCAUGAUCCUCUACCACUUCUACUCGCCGCCGCCGGCCUCGCAGAGCGCCGGCCGGCUGCUCCACGUGCUCACCGACCUGGCGAACAUGCUGGCGCUGCUCAACACCGGGGUCAACUUCUUCCUCUACUGCUUCAUCAGCAAGCGCUUCCGGGGCAUGGCGGCCAACGUGCUGAGGGCCCUGGUCCACUGCCGGAAGCAGCCGCCGCCGUUCUACGCCAGCCACAACUUCUCCAUCACGAGCAGCCCCUGGAUCUCGCCGGCCAACUCCCACUGCAUCAAGAUGUUGGUGUAUCAGUACGACAAAAACGGGAAGCCCAUUUGUAUCUCCUCUUGAGUCCUCCUCGGCCACCGGCAGCUGUCCCCCCGCCCUCAAUCGUCGGGGAGCGUAUUCAGCCUUUUUGUCUCCGCGGCGACCAGCUUUGCCCCCGUGCGGGACUCCUCGAGGCUUGGAAAUGUCAACACGCCCGGAGAACACAGAGGUCUAGCUAGCUUCGAGCGAUAACAAAAGUGGUCGGCUAGCAAGGCGGAAAAGCAAACAGCAGAUCAUGUUCACCACAGUGUUCACAAAGCAGCCACCAGCAUCUAAUAGGUAUUGAUUGUUUCCUCCGUGCAAAAAAAAAAAAAAAAUAUCCGCAUCUGCUGCGAGUGACUGACUGAUAAAGAGAUAUCACCACCAUCCACCCCCCCGAAUACAAGCAACCAUUUGCAAACGUAUGAACUGACAAAACAACAAGAUGAAUCCUUGGUGGAGCGAAUUUAGCAAAUUUAUAUCGGUUCGGUCUCGAGCGCUCGCUGCCAACGAGCUUUCGGACGGCAGCAUCUGUUGGGAGGAUUUUCCAGAAGGCUCAGAGUCUGGGCACUAAAACAUCUCACCUGAAGGGGUGAUUCACUCAGGCAGAGCCGAUGAGAAUGUCCCCGCCGUCCCGACCGUCUCUCCCGUGAUGUAAAACCCGCUCCGUCAUAUCCAGUUUAAUACGCAGAGGAGUCUCAAAGGCAUGUUAAACGGAGCUUUUUAAAAAAAAAAAGCUUGCGUGUGUCCGUCUUAGCGGCGCAGGUCACCUACCAAGUCUGCGCUCGCUACGAAAGACUCAUCUCGCAUCACAAAAUCACAGGUCGUCAUAGGACAAGUAGGCACAACACUGCUUGUUGCUGGUUAAAUAUUUAUUAAUGGUAGACUUGACUGUUACUGUAGCUUUGCAAAAACACACACGAUAAAAAAAAAAUAUGACUCGGAGUUGCCGCGGCUCCGCGGCGUCAUUAGUUAUCACAGUUUCAAUAUCGGGCUGAGGAAAUUUCUGCGCUCAGUAGAUAGUCCUCUAUUAACUAUUAAUGAUCUUUGAUGAUGUACUGUUAGCCAUUAUCCAGAUGAAUAUAAUGAAUGUAACUGAACAUCCCUUGGACCCUUUAGCUUUGUAGGAGACUGAGAAGGAGAGAGAGAGGCAGAGAGGACGGAGGAAUCCGCUCGUCCUUCCCUGCGGAUUGUUUUCCCCAGCCGCUAUGUCCCGUCCCACGAGGGCCCGCGUGACAGUGGAUUUGGUCUCAGGGCCACGGCGACGCAUUUCAGCCAAUGGCCCUUCAGUAACAUUUUACACCGCAACACGGUCACGUACGUCAACUCCGUCUCAGUGCCGUCCGGUAACAAACCGUAGACGAGAACGCACACAUAGACUCCUCGCGCUGUAUCGCCCGCAGAAGGAGCACAUUGAGAUCAGUGCACAUCCAUUCUGCAGACACCUCGGGACAUUAGCGAGGUUCAUCUAUCUAUAAAGGACGGAGCUGUGCCAAAGGGCAGAUUUCCGCUAAUACCUGCCUGCAGGGAUCAGACACACCAGGCCUUUAAACCUGAUGAAUGGGAGGUGUGUCUGUCAUAGCUGAUAAAGCUGUGCCCUCCAAACUCUUGUUCGACUCUCAGAUGUCUGAGACACUUCAGGGUGUGACUGUCUGUGUGUAAUUUCUUUUUUUUUUACCAGCUAUUAAAGAAAAAGCUGGGUCACGCACACAGGAUCCAGUCAGCGGUGCGUGGGAACAGCAGAGGGGUUAACGUCACAUCGUGUUUGAGGCAUUUGGCUCCGUCCUGUAAUCAUUCACGCCUUGCUCCGAAUGUGUAGACCCGGGCAGAACAAUCUGUUCACGCUGAUAAGAUGUACAGCUCAUGGAUGAGUUACAACUAGUCUAAGUUAUUGUUUACUCAGAGCAAAGCACCUCAAAGGCUUUUCUUUACAUUUCUGUACAUUGGACCAAAAAAUUAAAACUGCAGAGAGCACAAAAAACCUCAGUUUGUGAGGCUACAGUCAGCAGAGUACACACAGUAGCUUUCCUAACAUCAUAAAGCAUCUUUCCCGUAUGGAAAACGUCCAUUAGAACGCGGCCGUUAAUGACUCGGGCUCAUCUAAAAAAAAAAAUUUUAAAAAAUGUUCAGGUGUCACUGAAUGUAAUCCAGGGUUUUAUUGAAACAUUAACAGAGUCACUGAUGUCCUGUUAGGCGCCUGGAGCUGGCUGCGUUUCAGAUUCUCUCUUUUGAAAUUGAAGAAUACCGGCAAUAUCCCACAGCAGCAGAAACGUUAUUAACACAAGGUCGGCCGGCGCUAAAUUCUGUGCUCCCUUCCAACAGCGAUCGGUUAGCGCAGUCAUGAUUAUUCUAACUCUGUGUUUUUAUCCUCUUCGUUGGAGAUGAUGCGUUCCCAGUACAGCUGUGGUUCCCAACCUGGGUGGGCCAGAACUUGUCUGAUCUGAGCUCGCCUUCAGUUUUCAAGUGUUUCACCAGUCAUCGUUUUUUAACCAGUACUGUGUGUGGCUCCUUACAUGUAUGAUAUGCAGAGCUUAAAGUAUUUUAAGCAGAGUUCGUCUACCAAUGGAAUAGGAUUAACGCAGCUUUCCCUCUUCAAACUAACAUCACUAGCCAAUCAGAAGCAGGGUCGGGGUGGAUCUUGGAAAUCUUGGGAAAAAAUGACUACUUCCAAAAUAAAAAAUAGCUGCUGCACAUAUUUUAAUGUUAAGCAAACUAUAUAACAAACAUAUUUUUUCUCCUACAAGUUGAACCUUGACGUUACGUCAAUGCUAUUAUAUUGGAAACCUGAAAUUUCCGAGAUGGAAUAUAGAAUUUCCAUAUUUUCGCGAAGGCAUCAUCUAAGCCGGUGUUUGUCACUGUUGUUGGAAAGAUGGAGAGUUAAGUUAUGAAGCUAGGAGACUGUGUCCUGACUAAAAAACAAAGGACUUAUAAAUAGUCAAAAUAAUAACUAAUAUUAAAUGUUAAGAUGUAAAUUUUGCAAUUUACAGAUCUCCAAGGAAAAAAAGGUCGGGAACCACUGCAGUACGGGAGGAGCCAUGAGUGCGUUUAAAAUAAAUAUAAGAGAUGCAUCUAAAUAACUGCGGCAGCAAACUGCGGAAAAAUUAGCCGAGGACGACGCAGGGAGCAACGGUUGUGAUUUCAGUGCUCCCACUGGCGGUGCAAAUGCGACAGAAAAAAAAAAAAAAAAAAGCACUCGAACAUAUGCCGCAAUCAGGGUAGAUCCCCACUGAGCGGUAACCCUCAAGGAAAGCCUCCGUGGAGAUUGUGCGAUAAACAGCAGAUGUCUUCAGAAACCAACAUGUGUAGGCCUACUGAUUUCAUUUCAAAACAACCAAAAAAAUGACUAUUCAAUAUGAAGAAAUGGCGCCGAUCGCUGAGCAGAAAGCCUCUCCGCGGCCUCUCCAUCAUUGACAGGCCGGCUGCGUUGCUGCACAAUGAGUUCAGGGCAUUUAAACCAGGGCUUGACAAAUAAGGUGCCAUGUCGCGAAUUGACAUUAUUUGUGUCCACCGCGUUAGUUAUUCAGCAAUCACCGUAAGAUGAAUUGAGGUGUGCGGACUCUGAACUGUCACAAGGGAAAUUACUGUUUCUGCAUAUGUACAGUGCAGCUGAUGCGUUUUCUCUCAAUAGAAAUAAUAACAUGUGCGUGUCAUUACGCUCUCCUUUUUCUGCUGAGGCACCCGGCUCGUGCUCAGCAACAUAAACAGUUGAGACGUCAACCUGAAUUACCGGCAAAAAAAAAAACACGUUAUUCCACGUGCUGUAUUUGCACAGGUGCCGACUGUUGGCUCGAAACGGCAGCUUCCCCCUCGAAUGCUUUGCCAUCGGAGAUGACUUUAACCAGGACAAACCUAAUUCCCCAGCUCCAGACUUCUUCCCCUUCUCUCUUACAUACACAUACCACGACUGUUUCCUUGUUAAACUGAUUUUCUUCACGAUGGCAAAGCGAACGAGGAAACGAAGAUCGCCAUCUGUGCCUCGCCUCCUUCCCUCUCUCUCUCCGUGCUCCUCCCACUCAUCCCACAUUACGACAAAAGCACUCGCAUAGCGUUAAUUUCUCAAGUGUCUCCUUUUACCUUUUUAACCGACUCCCGGGGAGUCAUAAAUGCGCGACGUGUGCAUUCGGAGCACAUCGCUUUGUCACCAGGAAUUGACUGAUGCAGUUGGGGACCUCAAGUUGAAGGAUCUGAAGCGUCAGUUGAUGGAUAUGAAUGGACGGGGGGUCAAUGACCAGUAAUCACUCAGGCCAAAGUCGUACGCCGCAGGACGCGGCGCUUGAUUGAAUGCGAAGGCGUUAAAAGUGUGUGCUUUAAUUCUAAGCAAUUUCUGCCUAAUGACCAAAACCCAAUCGUGAAGAAUGUAUAAAUGAAUUAAACACGAAACAACAAAAGGAAAAUAGUUUCUGCUUCAGCCCGCCGAUCUCGAGCCAGAUCAGCGUUGCCAUGACAUUCAUCCCCCGUCUUAACCUCAUCCAGCGUUUCGCCCAUGUUAAUGUGACAUUUGUGCGAGAACCAGCGCCCCCUCGGCCACGGCCCCCCGGGGGGGGGGGGGGGGCGGAGGCAGACAUGCUGGGAAACCAAAGUGGAGGGAUGAGUUGCAAGUGGAAGGAGCGUGUCACAUGCAGGUGUCCCUUCUAAUCCCACGUGAGGCACUCGGGAGGGAGGGAGACUGACUGUGCGUGCA